AUGGAGGGUAAAAAUGCAUGGGCUAAAGAUUGUGGACCUCCUCCACAUGGUAUUUCAUCAGGGUUUAAUGAAAAUAAUCUUGAUACCACAUAUCCCCACUUUGUCUCCUACAGUUGUAUGUUGGGAUAUGAACGAGCAAGUGGUCAAACUUCUAUCCAGUGUCAGGAAUCAGGACAGUGGGAAAGUGAUAUACUAAUCUGUAAACCGAAACCUUGUGGAAAUACACCACUAGAUGUAAUUUUUGUUGUGGACCAAUCAUCAUCAGCUGAUCCUGACAAUUUCUCCAAAAUGAAAAACGGAAUAGCAGAUUUCAUAUCAUCAAGUUUCGUAGUUAGCCCGAUGGAAGUUAAUGUUGGUGUUGUGGCUUUUUCUUCAGAUCAAGCGGAUAUAAUUUUGCGUUCAAGUGACCCCAAUCAAUUGCUAACAGAUAUCCGUGCUCUGAUGCAACGAGGUGGCUCUGCUAAUUUCGCACUUGGUAUUUCUAAAGCUGUCGAUGAUUUUUCGAGAGGAUCCCGAAGUGGAACCCCGAAGGUUAUGAUACUCCUAUCUGGUGGAAAAUCGAUUGGAAGUUCUCAGAUUGCUGCGAAUGCUGCAAAAGCAAAGGGGAUUAAUAUCUUUACAAUAGGAAUUGGGCCUGGUGUCGAUAAGGCUGAGCUGAGAGAAAUUGCUUCCGACCAUUCUAAAGCUAGAUUUGUUGACACGUUUGAUGAAAUUCGGGAUGUUCUUGUUGUAAAAGAUCUUUGUCAAUGA
Messenger RNA from Lottia gigantea (owl limpet), 750 nucleotides. RefSeq lists its product as hypothetical. The record is from RefSeq and is a predicted model, not a curated record. The coding region runs from base 1 to 750 and encodes 249 amino acids. Lineage: Eukaryota; Metazoa; Mollusca; Gastropoda; Lottiidae. The transcript is spliced from 3 exons.